This is a messenger RNA of Stegastes partitus (bicolor damselfish), 1320 nucleotides long. RefSeq lists its product as uncharacterized. NCBI's taxonomy places the organism in Eukaryota, Metazoa, Chordata, Actinopteri, Pomacentridae. Bases 185 to 1216 code for a protein of 343 amino acids. The transcript is spliced from 9 exons. The record is from RefSeq and is a predicted model, not a curated record.
GAAUUAUGAACAUUAUCGUUGGGGCUUCUUAAACUUUGCCAAAGGCCGCUCUGAUGGGCUGAGAGAGGCUGUGAAUGCGCGUGUUUGUUAAAAACUCAAGACGGAAGGAGAUACCACGAGCCACAAGUCAUGCCUUUGUCGGCAUAAACAAGUGUGUGUGUGUGUGUGAUCGUAUGUCUUAACCAUGACAAGAGCGGCGGUGACUAAACUUCUUCUCCUCGUGAUCCUUGCUUUCAUCAUCUGCCUCCCAGAAUUCUUCACCAUAUACAGAGUAUCAAAAGUGAAUUUCCUGUGCCUUCCCUACGAGCCCUGCGAACGAGGAGAUCAGGUGAAGGAGGGGGAACACGGAAAGACUGGAAAUGCUGAAAUUAGGAAAAGGGAUGUGUGUGACCCUUCUCAGACUCAGGGGGAGCAGGCCUGCACUGGGGAGAAUCAAAGCAACGAGACCGAUUCAGCGUCAGACUCCAGGAGAGGCAGAGACAAUCCAAAUGUGAGCUGGUUCAUGUGUAAAACAGACACGGACAUGGCAGAAUUAUACAGAAAUGCCUCAUCUUCAGCUGUACAGUUACAUCUGGAGGUGUCAGUCAAGCUUCAACUCGGCAAUGCAGAGACCCUGAAUCUCACCCUGUACGGCCGCAGUAAUCACAGCUCUUUACACCUCCACCCACCUGAGGAGGAAGAAGAGCCGAAGGGGGAUGAUGAAGGACAGAGGGAGGCUUUCUACUGCUGUCUCCCUCUCCUUCCCACCUCUGGAACAGCCAAUCAAAGCCGCUGUCUCCUUUGGCUCGCCAAUCAAACAGUUUUGACUGCAACAGCAAAGGAAAAGCUGCCAUGGAAACGGACACAGAAAGAUGAGUGGCAGUGUAUGUUCAGAGUCCUCUGGCUGGCUCUGCUGUGUCUCGUGCUCCUGAUUAUAGUCGCAAUUGUGAUCGCACAAAUCUACUAUGGGAAAUGCUUAUGCAAAAAGCCCAAGGUGCGUCCGGUUGGUCGCAACUGUACUGGUCACCUUUUAUUCGAUAAACAAGCAAAAGAUGGAGAGAAGCAAGUGGAAAUCAUCACUUCUAAAGGAAUAGGACUCUCAACUAUUCAAGAAGCUCACAGUCAAAAUGACAUAGAAACCCUGCUGGAUGGAAAUGUUGACCACUGCUAUACUGCCAAUCUGCAUCAUCGUGGCCAUCCGUUCACCUCCCUCAUCACAGAGGAUCAGGCCUGGUGACACAAGUGCAACACAACUAUCCUAAAGCACACUGGACGAGAACAGAAAUGACUGUAUUCACCUAUCAGCCACCUUUAUGGGGACAAUAAAAAAUAUUGAGCCAC